UUUUGUUUCGUCAUAUGUUCAUUACAUUGGGUACUUGUUAAUAUAUUCUUCGUUUGUUAGACUUUUAUUGGUCACCGUGGUCGUCACAUUUUGUGCUGAGCAUCUUACCUCCAUCGAGGAACUACAGCCCGGUAUCCCAUCUCGAAAGCCUUCGUUGGUGUUAUCUUGUUGCCGAUCGUGGGAAAUGCAUCAUGGCCCUCAACUCCAAGGAGGCCUUACUCAAGGCGCUACAACUGUCGCCUGAUCUUGACGAUGAGGUAAUCAGCCAAAACAUCUCCGCCAUAAUAACAGUCGCAGUCGACGAUGAAACAUACCAGCCAUCUCUCAAGACCGUAUAUGACAGUAUUCUUCAAUAUCACGGGGGUCUAGUCUUUCUUGAACCCCUUGACGUCCUACCUCCUCUCCUUCGGUGCCGCCGCGAAGAGGCCGUUGACCUCAUUAGCCUAAUUUCCGAAAACAGUAGUCCAAAGGAGGUACUAAUUGUCGUUCAAGAAGCUCUGGAACAAAUAACCCAGCUAGCCCGCGAAGACGAAGCCGAAGAGGAGUCCGAAGAGGAGUAUGCUCCUGGGUCUGUACGGACUCUCAUCAACGUUAUCGUGUUGUCUACAAAAUCUCUACCUAGGUUAACUCUUGGAAAGAGAACUGCGCUGAGCGCAGUCUCACCCUUGGUUUCCGGCGUUAUUUCAGCGGUUUCUUCGCUAGGACGUGACUUCACGCUGGAUAGCGGUCGUUCAUUACUUGAAGGGGUCUCUCGCAUGUCACAGGUGUUCUACACAUGGAUAAUCAAAACAGGCAGCGAAGCAAAUGCUGCGGAGGCAAGGAAACUCAUCACGCUACUUCUCGACACGACUGUUUUAGCGUGCGCGUCGUGUAUCAGGGCAUCAUUAUGUGCCAGAGCUUUCGAGAUGCACUAUCCUCGUCUUACACUGACUUCUGCAAUCGAACCCGAGUGGCAAGAAGGUGAGCACGCCAUUCUGAGCAUACUGACCACCCUUCGGGUGAUGAACCUGUCACCACAGGAUGUCCCGGCAAUGAGUUCCCUGAUCAUGCUCGCUCACGAAAAGGAAAGCUAUCCUUCACUGAAAGAUCUACCCUCCACGUUGCACUCGAUGCUCGUGACUUCAAUUCAGAUGAAUUUCGCCUUGGACGAAUCUCUCUUCCUUAUCUUUCGUUGCGUCACGCAAGAUCGCACACAGCCUGAUCUCCCACCUGACCUCGCUACGUCGCUAUGCGUAGUUCUACCUGCUUUGGCAAGCACCCAUCUUGAUCCGUUUAUCAGGCACUUCAGUCUCCGGCUAAUUGCACUGAUUCUUGCACGACUACCAUCUGUGUUUCAGCAACAGAUCUUGAUAACCCUAGCAUCUGGCGCGGAGCUUCCCCAGAUGCGGGCAGCUGCCGUUGGUCUUCUCAAGGAAUUCGUUUUAGACGCACUACAGAUCCCCGCAUUGUCGGGCGAACAAAAUGUCUUUGCGUCGCCACUGCUCAUAAGAUCCUUCGGACCGAUCCUGUUCAGGACAAUGCCGUCUGAUUACUUGUCAACAGAGGUACUAUCAUUUUACUAUGUACUACUACAACGGGACAAGGCCAAUAAGACUGGUAUACGAGAUCCGGAUAACAUCGCGAGCGUAGAAUCGUCUCUACUGCGGCCUUUGCGCUCUUUUCUAGAAAAAUGGUCGAACACUACAGCUAAUCCAAUUCUUUCUGUAAUCUCCCUGCAGAUUGGCCUGGAAAGAAUAGACUACGCUGUCCAGACCAUUCGAAGCCGGUAAUUAAGCAACAUGGUUCACUUAGGUCGCCGAGUGCUCGAAGUGGAAUGAUUCUCGAGUUACACAAGUACAAGGACUCGGCUGCCGGCCCUCAUUCUGUGUUCAUGAAGUUACGAAGGCGUAGGUACUCAGUAGCAAGUCAGGAAAUACAAUAUUCGCAGUCUUGUUCUUCGUUCGCCUCUGAAAAUAAGCACAACGUGUCUCUUCGCAUUCUUACUC
Molecule: messenger RNA, 1985 nt
Organism: Suillus fuscotomentosus
Lineage: Eukaryota; Fungi; Basidiomycota; Agaricomycetes; Boletales; Suillaceae
Exons: 11
Coding region: 192-1769 (525 amino acids)
Source: RefSeq, a predicted model, not a curated record